AUGGGCUUUCUUCAUACCUGUAUCCUCAUUUCCACGGCAUUAGCCGCUGUCCAUGCAAGAUUCACUCCUCGCAAGUCGAUUAGCUGCAGCAGCUUGGCCGGUGGAGUAUUAGGUGAGGGUUACAACGUUACAGAUGCGGAGGACUUUGCAGCCGGCAGUGUGAAUGCCUCAGGAAUCAUCAAUCAAUUCAGCCUUUGUCGAGUGCAAGGAACUCUUACAUAUGGUCCAGAUGACGUGCCAGUCAAAAAUGGCGCCAAUAUCCUCAUUUGGGAAAUCUAUCUUCCAAGCUCUGACUAUAACGGAAGGUUCAUGGUUGUUGGAAACGGUGGCUACGCUGGUUAUAUUGACGAAGAGUCAAUGAUGGUUCAGCUCAAUUUGGGCUAUGCGACUGCCGGUUGUGAUAGCGGGCAUUCUCUCGCUGCAAAUGGAAAUACUGCAUAUGCUCCGUUCUUAGCAAACAAAGCGGAAACAGGAGCCUGGAUCCACAAUUCUAUUGCUUUGACAACUGCAGUUGCUCGGACGAUGACCACAAAGUACUACGAAAAGGCCCCGGAAUACAGCUACUACUAUGGAUGCUCCACCGGCGGCGCCCAAGGAUUCGCGCUAGCCCAGUAUUACCCAGACCUGUUUGAUGGAAUAUACGCAGGGAGUCCUGGAAAUUGGUACAGUCAUUUGGUCCUCAGCUUCCUCUGGAAUGGACUUCACACCACAGGGACUGGUUAUAUGACUCAAGAUGCCUUGGAUUUCAUCACCGAUAGCGUUGUCUCCGCAUGUGAUGCGAUAGAUGGAGUUGUCGAUGGCUUGAUUGAGAAUCCUCUACUAUGCGACUACAAUAUCGCUAAUCUGGAAUGCGCAGCGGGUCAGAGCUCUACCGAUACCAAUGGCACAGUUUUAUGCCUCACUUCAGCCCAAAUCCAAGCCGCGGAAGCUGUCUACACAGGUCCGAAGAAUCUGGUCACGGGCGAUGAGGUUUAUCCCGGGUUGAGCCUGGGAUCGGAGAAUGGCUGGAUCGACCAAGAAACAGUUCUAUAUGAGACAUAUACAGCAUUAAUCCUGAAGGAAGUUGUCUUCCGCGAUCUGGCCUACAAUGUAUCCAGCUUUAACUGGGGCAAAGAUGUCUCAAAAGUUGACGCGGCCGCGUCCCCUUUGAUCGAUGAGAUCUCAACAAACCUUUCUUCCUUCCAAAAGCGGGGAGGGAAAUUGAUUGUCACCCAGGGGUGGGCGGAUCAGUUCAAUGCGGCCACCUGGCCCAUUCAGCACCUUGAGCAGAUCCAGACAAAAAUGGGCGCUGCCACUACCGACAGUUUUUUGGAGCUUUUCAUGGUCCCUGGAGGUGGUCAUUGCGGUUCUAAUCCUGGAUACACUCAUGUCCCGGGUACGUACAAUGUAAUUGACGUGCUGGUUCCAUGGGUGGAACAAGGGAUUCGACCGACUGAGAUGAUGAGUGUAACUCCUCCGGACGGGACGAACACCACGCGUAAGCUUUGUCCUUGGCCGAAUACUGCACAUUAUGUGAAGGGUAAUAUAGAUGACUGGACGUCAUACACCUGCUCGUAA
Molecule: messenger RNA, 1557 nt
Organism: Penicillium angulare
Lineage: Eukaryota; Fungi; Ascomycota; Eurotiomycetes; Eurotiales; Aspergillaceae
Exons: 2
Coding region: 1-1557 (518 amino acids)
Source: RefSeq, a predicted model, not a curated record